GGAUUCCGGCCGAAGAGGAGGAGGAGGAGGAGGAAGAGAGAGAUGGGGUUGCAGAAGGAAAAGGGGAAACCCUCUCAGGUUAGUCGCAAGGUGAUCCAAGGAAAGGGCUUCGACGGCAACGAUCACUGGGCUUUUCUGGAAGAAAUUGAAGCCCCAUCAUGGGCAGACCUAACGAUUGAAGCUCAAUCCAUGGACAAUGACAUUGACGAUGCUUGGUUCCGGGUAUCACAUCCGAUCCAUCAAAUGUCUUCUCAACAACUCAAGAAGUCCUUCAAAAAACGUUGGCAAAUAUCAAGAUAUUUUGCUGAUUUCUCGAUGCUACUCUCCGAAGAUUCCUGAGUCUGUCUCACGAUCUAGAGGCAAGCAUUACGAGAGCUGGAAAUGGUUAGGAAAUGUGAAUGGUUCUUUAACUGCUAAACAACAUCCUGUUAGGAAGUUAAUGGGUGGGAAAAGUUUGGAUACAGUAAAGAAGAAGGCUACUACUCGGAAUAGCUCAACGAGCACGAUCACAGAAAGUUCAUCUUCCAGGAAACCGUUACAUAACUCAAGUGUUCUCCAGGCCAAUGCUGCAACUGAAACAAGCUUGUCGAGCUGUGUCAUGUCCAAGUACCAAAAUUUGAGGCCAAAUUCAAGCUUUCGAGGUCCCAGGAAGACUUGUGAUGUGAAGAGAGUAACUUCUCAGGUUGCUGGCAAAGUUUCUAGUGUGGCUCACAUUUCAGGAAAAUCGAGUGCAGGUUCCUCUUGCAGCCCUGGAAGCAUAGUCCAGAAUGUCAACACUACUAAAAUACAGAAAAAUGGAAUGUGCAAGGAAAAGAAGAAGGCAUCAGGAACUGUCAUAAGGGCACAUGAAACACGAAUUAAGGAUGUAACUCAACGUGUGCACCAUCAAAAUAAAGCAGGUGAUGCUAAAUUGGUCUGCCAAGAUUCAGAAUCCAAGGCUUUAGGUCCUGCCGCACCCAGGAAGCCUUUAAGUCAGCUCAAUAAAUCAAGACCACAAAAGACUGGAGUUGUCACAAUUCAAAGAAACUUCUCUCUGUUAGGAAUAAAGAGAAUACUGCAGUGUCCCAUAUAUGUGAAGUGAAACUCACACAUUACAGGUAAUAACCAAUGGAAGAUAGCGGGAAAAAAAAUCUGACAACCAAACUCCCUUGAGAUGGGACAUGCUAUUUCACGUGUAUAGAUUCCCUUCUCAAUAUAUGAUCGUUUUACGCUGUUAGCUUUCUAGUGCAAAAAAAAAAAAAAACACUGUUAGCUUUC
Molecule: messenger RNA, 1257 nt
Organism: Musa acuminata AAA Group (dessert banana)
Lineage: Eukaryota; Viridiplantae; Streptophyta; Magnoliopsida; Zingiberales; Musaceae
Product: extracellular glycosidase CRH11
Exons: 8
Coding region: 197-1081 (294 amino acids)
Source: RefSeq, a predicted model, not a curated record